Triticum dicoccoides is the source of this 2207-nucleotide messenger RNA. RefSeq names its product MAP7 domain-containing protein 1-like. The transcript has 6 exons. The coding region runs from base 108 to 1085 and encodes 325 amino acids. Lineage: Eukaryota; Viridiplantae; Streptophyta; Magnoliopsida; Poales; Poaceae. The record is from RefSeq and is a predicted model, not a curated record.
UCCCCCCUUCGCGUCCUUCCCCAGUCACCCCAUGCCCUAGGCUAGGGCGCCCUCGCCGCCAUCUCCACCGCACCAGUGGUGCGGCACCACCUCCCGCUUCCAAUCCCAUGGAGCCACCGUCGCUGUCGUGUUUCUCGAAGAGGCCGUCGUCCAAGGACAUCGCCGGCGACCGAGCCAAGCCUUGCGAGGAUGACUCCUCUGCUCUCUCCCCUAUCCUGCCGACGCCCUCUUCAGCUCCUGCUCCUCCGCCGCCGUCAAAGGGGAUAGCCGGGGACCAAGCCGAGCCCUGCGUGGCUGCUCCCUCCCCGAUCCCGGUGAUGGCCUCUUUGGCCCCUGCUCCCCCGCCUCCUCCUAUUCUACCCCAAGAUUUGAUGGAAGUUACCAUGGGUGAUGUCGAUGACCAAAUGGUGUUGACGAUCGACAAGCAAGCUGAAAAGUGGGAAGCCAUGGAGCAGGAACAACAUGUGUGGAAUGCUAUCGAUGAGGAACGGAAGCGGAAGGAAAAACGAAGGCAUAAGACGAGAAAGAAAAGCCUGGAAGAGAAGAGGAAAGAGAAGAGGAAAGAGAAGAGGAAGAAGCAAGAGAAGAAGAGGAAAAACCAGGAGGAGGAGUUGCAGGAGGAGGAGGAGUUGCAGGGGAAGAGGAAACAUGCUCGUUCAAUGAACUGUUCUGAAUUUGUUCAAGGAGCUACAACAGAGGAGCUACAGAGACGAGAUUCUCCACCUAUGACACAUAGUCAAAGAGCGACAAGAUCACCAUUGGUAAGGUCACCGGUGGCGAGCACGUGGAGAUCUUCCCUUGGUCUUCUAGCAAGAGUUGCAUCCUCAAAAAGGGGCAGGUCUCCCUCAACGAGGAUUGCAAGUUCCCCAUUGGAGGAGAGGGCAAAUUCGUCCGCGAGAUCACCAUCUAUCUUAGGAUCCCCUUCUCCAGUGACUACUCCAUUUGGAGGCUCAAAAAUUAAUCAUCCACAUGUCUGCAAGACAAGAAGGCUAACUUCUGCUGUUUGGAGGGAUUUCAAACCAAUGUACUUUCUGGUUCAAGUUAUUCUACCUCAAAUUUGUACUUUCAUCAAAUCUGGAAUGUGAGGUUAUUGCUGCGGAAGGAAGCUUCAACAAAGGAUGAAGUCGUUCGAGCAAUGGUUGGAGAGAUGCAAAAAAAGUUUGAUAAGUAUUGGAUGGAAUCAUAUUUGCCAAACUGUAUUCCUGUGAUCCUUGGUCCACGAUUUAAACUUUGCUUCAUCGAGUUUCGACUAAAACAAGCUUUUGGUCCAGAUGUAGAAAGACUCUUGCUUACAGUGAAAGAAGUUCUUGACAACCUUUUCGAAGAAUAUUCUUCACAAAUGACGGAUGCAUUGGAUGAGUCAGCACCCCGACAAAAUUUGAUGAGGUUGUGAAUGAAGAGAAUGAUCCGUUGGCGGAUUGGGACCAACACUUGAAUAAGAAGCAACGCCAAACUACUAGUGAGCUUGCCAGAUACUUAGAAGAAGACACAUUCACUCGCACGGAGGAUUCAACAUUCUUCAAUGGUGGCAUCUUCACUCGUCUAAGUAUCCCAUCCUUUCUUGUAUAGCUUGUGAUGUUCUUGUUGUACAAGCUUCCGUCGUAUCGUCAGAGUCGGCUUUCAAUACCGGAAAGCGUUUGAUCAGCGAUUACAGAAGUAGAUUGUGCAGCGAGACAGUGGAAGCCUUAAUCUGCCUUCAAGAUUGGUUUAGAUGUAAUGGUAAGCAUGCCAAUACUCCUGAUCAAGGUCACUACUAUUAACUGAGGUUGAGAUGUUUCUGGAGAAAAAAUCAGUUGAGUGGACCGAAGAUGAGGCCAAUCCUGGGACCAUUCUGAUUCCGAUUAAUCAAGUGAAAGACCAGUGAGCAUAGCUUUGUGAAAGCUGACAGAAGAAUGGAAGAUGCUCUUAGCUGAUAGUUUUAUCAUUUGGUGCCGUUUUGAGUCUAGGACUCUAGGUGCUUUCUGUUAAUUUUGGGAUAUGAAGGAUGGGAAGUGUGUUGCAUAUUCCUUUUUGUUCACAUACAGGAAAUAUUUCUGCUGCUUUGAUAGGUGUUUUUAGUUAAGUUGCCGUUGCUUUGUGGAUUUUGUUAUUCUAGAGGCGACUACUAAAUGAAGCUCGAACUCACUAGUGAUAAUUAGUAGCGAUCGUUAUGUCAAUGUGGGCUAAUAUUAUCCAUUUUCACUUUGUAUCUACUGCCAUUUGUUUUU